Messenger RNA from Didymodactylos carnosus, 1161 nucleotides. NCBI's taxonomy places the organism in Eukaryota, Metazoa, Rotifera, Eurotatoria, Philodinida, Philodinidae. The record is from the annotation of a GenBank genome assembly.
AUGUCAGCAGUUACAGUUGCCGAAAAUCUGAUAUCCUACGAUAAUCCUUGCGCACCGCUGGCGAAGUUUUCAACAGACGAAGGAAACGAUUUUAUUGAAGUGUCAGAUGAUGAAUUGGAACAUGAUAAAACACAACAAUCCUUUGGUAAAUUAUUUACUAUCUAUUUGACUGGUACAGCAAUGGCUUAUAUUUUAGGAGAACAUUUGUUCAAAUCAUUAUCACUGGAAGAUCUCGUUAAAUCAUUCGAUGAUACAAUCAAUUGUUGUUUUCCAGGUGAAUUGGAUGAAAAUAAUAUCUCUUAUCAUAAAAUAAUCGAUGAUAUAGAUAUCAAACCACUCAAGCAAGAUCUUACUGCUACACCAAGUAUGUGGUCAGAAUUAAUUGAAAGUUUACGUCAUUCUUUAUUGAGCGAUUUAAAACUGCCACAUAUAGCAAAAAACUGUCAAUCAGCAAUGAAUACAAUAAACCAAUUUACACUUGAGAAAGAAAUACAUAGUAUCGAUGAUGUUGAAGAAGAUGAAUUACGAGAACAACUUGAUAUGCAUUCAGUUAUUGUCUCAAAUAUUAAUAAUUUUGAACCAUUUCUAACUGCUGAACAGGUUAUUAGUGAAAUUGAUUUUAUAUUACAGGAAAGUUGCACGGAUAUGACGCCUGAUUCCGGCUUUUCUGAUGACAAUAGUGAUAUGUUGGACUUACGUACACGUGUUCAUCAUUUACCGAGUUUAAAAAUAUUUAAAAUGUCUUGUCUUUUAUAUUUAGAUUUAAAAACUCAGUCUAUUUUUUCACUCAAUGAAAUAUAUGAAGAACUCGAAGCAUCUGUUAAAGAACUAUCUGAAACACUUGUUCAACAAUUAGCUUAUCGAGAUGAAUUAGAAUUUGAGAAAGAGACAAAAAAUACAUUUAUUUCACUUAUACUCAGUAUUCAGAAUAAACGACGACAACAUCAAGUAGAUAAAAGGCAUAAACGACGUUCUGUAGGAGAAAAGGCUGAAUUUGGAAUGUAUCUGACAACUGUAAUUCCAUUUGAUCGUGAUCAAACAUCGCUCUCUGUCGAACAUCUACAAAGUAUAAACAAAAUUUUAUAUGCAAUCAAUGACGACAGUCCACAAGUUCCCGAAUUACUAACAAAUUAUAUUUUAAAAGUUUUUUGUCCAUACUAA